Tarenaya hassleriana is the source of this 743-nucleotide messenger RNA. Its product is annotated as probable ubiquitin-conjugating enzyme E2 18. The transcript has 6 exons. Lineage: Eukaryota; Viridiplantae; Streptophyta; Magnoliopsida; Brassicales; Cleomaceae. Bases 134 to 619 code for a protein of 161 amino acids. The record is from RefSeq and is a predicted model, not a curated record.
UGUCUGAGGCCGACGAAUCUCCACCGUCCGAUCUUAGCUUCUUCUCCGUCCUGCAAGCGAAAACAUCUUUUCUUCUUCUUCUUCAACGUUUCUCUCUCUCUCUCUCUCUCUCCGUCGUCGUCGCCGGGAAGCCAUGACAAGCUCCGCCGCUACCUCGCGCAAGGCUCUGAGCAAGAUCGCUUGCAACAGGCUUCAGAAGGAGCUCGUGGAAUGGCAGAUGAAUCCUCCCUCGGGAUUCAAAUACAAGGUCUCCGACAAUCUCCAGAGAUGGAUAAUUGAAGUCUCCGGAGCUCCUGGAACUCUGUAUGCGAACGAGACGUACCAGCUUCAGGUUGAUUUUCCAGAGCAUUAUCCCAUGGAAGCUCCGCAAGUGAUUUUUGUUCCUCCAGCUCCUCUGCAUCCUCACAUCUACAGCAACGGGCAUAUCUGUUUAGAUAUUCUGUAUGAUUCAUGGUCGCCUGCCAUGACCGUGAGCUCCAUCUGCAUCAGCAUCCUCUCGAUGUUAUCAAGCUCGACCGUGAAGCAACGGCCAGCAGACAAUGAUAGAUAUGUGAAGAACUGUAAGAAUGGUAGAUCUCCAAAGGAGACGAGAUGGUGGUUCCACGAUGAUAAAGUGUAACUUCAAGAACCAAACCCUUCAUCCAUCGUAUCUGUAACAUAUUGUAUAAUAAUUAUCAAAACAUUUCGUGGUUUCUCUCUAAUUUGAUUUAAAAAAAAGGUUAUUUAUCCGCAAGGUUCGCGCU